GUUCAGGCGGAAACUUUGUCCACCUGUUGAACAGGUGCACGUGCCGUAACCUACAGCCGGCUCGACGUGCGCGCGCGCUUCCCGCUGAGCAGAGAGUGGAGAGCCGCUGAACUUGUCGGCGCAGCGCUAAGCCGGCGGACCCGCAAGGGUUAAACGGCUCUCUGGUGCGCUGGGCGGCGGGGUUGGAGGAUGGUUGCGGCUCCUAGCUCGCCAAACACCUGCGCACCAAAAUCGGCCAAGUUCCUCCAGAACCGCUGCCGCCUGCCACCGCAGCACAGCAGACAAUGUCGGAGCGGAGCGGGACGAGCGGACUGGACCUCGCUCCGACUCACUCCCGCUGAGCCCGAGAGGAAGCUGGAGAGGUGGGGAGGGGGUGGAUAGGGUAGGUGGGUGUGUUUCUGCUCGCGUGGAAGCCGCCUUCAUGGACGGACAGCGGAUCCUGGCCGAGAUGGAGAAUCCGACGGAGAACCCAAGCAAGGCGGCGGAGUACCUACAGGAGCUGAAUAACAUCAUCGAGACCCAGCAGGUUCUGCUGGAGAAGCAGAGGAUCCGGAUUGAGGAGCUGGAGCUCCAGGUGACAGAUCUGUGCGAGGAAAACGCCUGUCUGAAGGAUCAGCACCGGAGGCACCUGACCACCUGCGGACUCGCUCAGGGGAACCCCGGCACGCUGGGGGGCAUCGAGGAGAACGUCGUGCAGGAAAAACGACACGCCUCGUUGCCUGCACGGGUCUUUGAGAUCCACCAGAACGUCUUUGACCCCCUGUGUAGAACAAGUUACCCCUGCCUGAAAUGGAAGUCUGCAUCCUUUGGUGUGGAAGGUGACGCCCCUGGCAGUGACGUCAGUGUAUCUGUGGAUCCCUGCGUCAUCUAUGGUUGCAAGCCGGUGACCCACGGCGGCAGACCUGGCCUGGACUACCUGGACAGCCAGCUCUACGGACACAUCUUUCUGCCGAGCCACGUGCGACCCCGCCGCCCCAAGCUCCAGCACUCCCAGUCCAUCCUCCGCAAGCAUGCAGAGGAAGAAGCCAUCAAGCGCUCCCGCUCAAUGUCAGAGAGCUAUGAGCUCUCGUCGGACCUCCAGGACAAACAGGUGGAGAUGCUAGAACGCAAAUAUGGCGGGCGUUUCAUAACCCGGCAUGCCGCACGUACCAUCCAAACAGCCUUCCGCCAGUACCAAAUGAAUAAGAACUUUGAGCGUCUCAGAAGUUCUAUGUCUGAAAACCGUAUGUCCAGACGGAUUGUUCUGUCCAACAUGAGAAUGCAGCUUUCCUUUGAGGGACCUGAAAAAGUCCACAGCUCCUACUUCGAGGGAAAGCAUCUCUCUUUAUCUGAUGAAGGCGCCAACAUCGGUGCGCUGGUGCAGUCGGAACACGGCAGGGAGAGAGGUGUACAAAUGAAGAUACCGAGCACACAGAGUGACCUCACAUAUGCCGUCACAGAACUGGAAGAUGCCUUCUCCAGGCAGGUCAAAUCUCUGGCCGAGUCCAUCGAUGACGCACUGAACUGUCGCAGCCUACACGGGGAAGACAGUACUUCAGAGCAAGGAAGGAGCCACCCGGAUACGGACAGAGAGCUCAGCCACCAGUUGGAAUCCUCCCACAGCCCUUCAGAUCACCGCAAGCUAGAUGAGAUGACUGCAUCUUAUAGUGAUGUGACCCUUUACAUUGAUGAAGAAGAACUAUCGCCCCCCUUGCCUCUCUCUCAGUCUGUAGACCGGCCCUCCAGCACAGAGUCAGACCUGCGCCAGCGUUCCCUGAACUCCUCUCAAGACUACUGGUCGCUUGCUCACAAAGAUGAAAAGGGGGACACGGAUACCAGCUGUCGCAGCACGCCUUCCUUAGAAUGCCAGGAGCAGCGUCUGCGAGUGGACCACCUACCCUUACUGACUAUAGAGCCCCCCAGCGACAGCUCAGUGGAACUGAGCGACCGGUCUGACCGCAGCUCAUUAAAGAGACAGAGCACUUAUGACAGGAGCCCCAGCAACCAACAGAGCAGCCCCAAACACAUCGGCCACGGCCUGCCACCUCGGGGACCUUCCCGGGAGGAAGACCCUUCCCGUCACUGUGCCCGGCAGCUGGAAGCCCACCUGGCUAUCAACGGUACACCCAACCGCCAGAGCAAAUCAGAGUCUGAUUUCUCCGAUGGGGACAACGACAGCAUCAACAGCACAUCAAACUCCAACGACACCAUUAACUGCAGCUCCGAGUCCUCAUCCAGAGACAGCCUGAGGGAGCAGACGCUCAGCAAACAGACGUACCACAAGGAGACUCGGAAUAGCUGGGACUCACCGGUGUUCAGCAACGACAUCAUUCGCAAGAGACACUACCGCAUUGGCCUAAAUCUCUUCAACAAGAAGCCAGAAAAGGGGAUCCAGUAUCUGAUUGAGCGAAGCUACGUCCCGGACACUCCGGUGGGUGUUGCCCACUUCCUCCUGCAGAGGAAAGGCUUGAGUCGGCAGAUGAUUGGCGAGUUCCUUGGCAACCGUCAGAAACAAUUCAACCGAGAUGUUCUUGAUUGUGUGGUGGAUGAAAUGGACUUCUCAGGCCUGGAGCUGGAUGAAGGGCUCCGGAAAUUCCAGGCACACAUCAGAGUUCAGGGAGAGGCACAGAAGGUCGAGCGGCUGAUCGAGGCGUACAGCCAGCGCUACUGCAUUUGCAACCCCGGUGUGGUGAGACAGUUCAGGAACCCGGACACCAUCUUCAUCCUCGCUUUCGCCAUCAUCCUCCUCAACACCGACAUGUACAGCCCCAAUGUGAAGCCUGAGAGGAAGAUGAAACUGGAAGACUUUGUUAAAAACCUUCGAGGUGUUGACGACGGGGAGGACAUACCCCGAGAGAUGCUGGUGGGGAUAUAUGAGCGGAUUCGAAAGCGAGAGCUCAGGACUAAUGAAGAUCACGUGUCCCAGGUUCAGAAAGUGGAAAAACUGAUCGUUGGGAAAAAACCAAUCGGGUCUUUACACCAAGGUCUUGGCUGUGUGCUGUCACUACCCCACCGAAGGCUGGUGUGUUACUGCAGGUUGUUUGAAGUACCUGAUCCCAACAAGCUACAGAAGCAGGGCCUGCACCAGAGGGAGAUCUUCCUCUUUAAUGACUUGCUAGUGGUUACUAAAAUAUUUCAAAAGAAAAAGAACUCCGUGACAUACAGUUUUCGUCAGUCCUUCUCACUCUACAGCAUGCAAGUUCUGCUAUUUGAGAAUCAGUAUUAUCCCAACGGCCUGCGCCUGACCUCGGCCAUUCCCGGCGCAGACAUCAAGGUCCUCAUCAAUUUCAAUGCUCCCAAUCCUCAGGACCGCAAGAGGUUUACCGAUGAUUUGCGAGAAUCUAUUGCCGAAGUCCAAGAGAUGGAGAAGUAUCGGAUAGAAACUGAGCUGGAGAAGCAGAAGGGUUUGGUGAGGCCCAGCAUGUCCCAGUGCUCUGGGUUAAAGAAGGAAACUGGGAACGGAAACCUGAGCCGAGCCAGCCUGGACGACAGUUAUGCCAUUGGCGAGGGCCUAAAGAGGAGCGCGCUCAGCAGCUCCCUACGGGAUCUCUCAGAUGCAGGAAAGCGCGGGAGACGCAGCAGUGCUGGAUCACUAGACAGCAAUCUGGAAGGCUCCAUCAUUAGCAGUCCUCACAUGCGGAGGAGAACCCCUUCGGGUCGAGACUGUGCAUCCCGUCACAGCGGACACUCCCUGCCCAGCUCCUCCUCCCUGCUCGGGUCUCUGUUUGGCACCAGGCGGGUGAGGUCGCCCGGGCCCUGCCCCGGCCCCAUCCCUCAGAGCCCCCACCCCACCCUCGUCUCCCACGCCCCGCACCCGGCUAACCUGCACCACGCGGCCCGAGCGGAGUCGGACUCGUCCGUUCCCGUCCAUCCUCACCCCGUCCCGUUCUGCCACGUGACCCAGAAUCCCCCGCCUUACCACCACCACCAUCACUACCACCCACCGCCCCAUCUGCAGCGCGCGCCACACCAGUGCCACGCGCCUCCGUCUCACAGCCAGCACCCGCCAUACCCGCAGCACAGCCACGGCAGCCACUCUGCCCACGGCGGCCACCUCCACAGCCCGCCGCCAACGCCAGCGUCUCAGGUUCCCAGCAGCAGCACCAAGCCCAAACACAGUGGUAUCAGCACAGUGGUGUGAGUGGAUCACGGCAAACAGGACCUUGUAAAGACUUUUACCGGAUGAGAUCGUCACACUGUGGUCUCUGGUCUGCAGAUGAAUCCAGACUCGAGCAUGGACUUUGUUUGGCGUUAUGUUUUUGCAAACCUUUGCUCCUUCAUCCCCUGCAUUUCAUUUCAAGUUCUGUCUGCCUGCUUCAGGAGAGACAGACUCAUGCAAAGACCACAAGCACGGCAAAAGAACAAAAUAUCUUACUAAGUAUUUUUGGUCUAGUUUCUAGAGCAAAUGUCUUGGUACUAGAGGUGCACCGAUUGCAUUUUUCUGGCCAAUCACCGAUUACC
Messenger RNA from Xiphophorus couchianus (Monterrey platyfish), 4440 nucleotides. RefSeq names its product IQ motif and Sec7 domain ArfGEF 1b (gene iqsec1b). Lineage: Eukaryota; Metazoa; Chordata; Actinopteri; Cyprinodontiformes; Poeciliidae. Gene Ontology annotation, biological process: regulation of ARF protein signal transduction; actin cytoskeleton organization. Gene Ontology annotation, molecular function: guanyl-nucleotide exchange factor activity. The transcript has 15 exons. The record is from RefSeq and is a predicted model, not a curated record. Bases 422 to 4120 code for a protein of 1232 amino acids.